AACAUAUCAUGUAACAAAUCAAUUCUCAACAAAACUAACAAUUCACAUUUCCCACUUUGCGGCAAAACCAAAGUCUCAAUCUUUUCAUCUCUAUGAUGAUAACUAUAUACUUUUCUUUCAUUCACUAUCACAAUUCAUUAUUAUUCUUAUUCAAAGUAUAGUACAAUUUCUCUCUCUUUCUUCAACAUGCUUGUUAUUGUUAUUGCUAUUGUUACUUGUUAGUUUCAGAUUCUGUUUUUCUGUUACAAUUGUUUGUUCAAUUCAAAUUCUUUGGUUAGAACAAGAAAAAAAAGUUUUUUGUUAACCAUGGCUGCAAAGAAAGCUAUUGAAACAUUCUCCAAAAGCUUGAUAGAAGAAGUACACAAAUGGGGUUGUUUCAAACAAACUGGUGUGAGUUUAAGAUACAUGAUGGAUUUUGGUUCUAAACCAACUUCCAAGAAUUUGUUGAUUUCUGCACAGUUUCUUCAUAAGGAACUUGCCAUUAGAAUUGCUAGAAGAGCUGUUGAGCUUGAAAGGCUUCCUUGUGAUUUGUCACAAAAACCUGCUGUUUUGAAGGUUAGAGAUUGGUACUUGGAUUCGUUCCGCGAUAUUAGAUCCUUUUCUGAGAUCAAGAACAUGAAUGAUGAAAAAGAAUUCACUGAAGUGAUCAAGGCCAUAAAAGUGAGACACAACAAUGUGGUACCUACAAUGGCCUUAGGUGUUCAGCAAUUGAAAAAAGAUGUGGACCCAAAGAUUAUUAAUCAGGAUUUUGUUGAGAUUCAUCAGUUCCUUGAUCGUUUUUACAUGUCAAGAAUCGGAAUCCGAAUGCUCAUAGGGCAGCAUGUUGAGUUGCACAGUCCAAAUCCUCCUCCUCAUGUCGUAGGUUAUAUACAUACAAGAAUGUCUCCGGUGGAGGUAGCAAGGAAUGCCGUUGACGAUGCACGCUCUAUAUGCUCUCGUCAAUAUGGAAGUGCCCCUGACGUACAUAUCUACGGUGAUCCUGAUUUUACUUUUCCGUAUGUUCCAGCACACUUGCAUCUUAUGGUAUUUGAGUUGGUUAAGAACUCUUUGCGUGCCGUUGAAGAGCGUUAUAUGAAUUCCGACAAAGAUCCACCUCCCAUAAGAAUAAUAGUUGCUGAUGGAUUAGAGGAUGUUACCAUAAAGAUUUCGGAUGAGGGAGGUGGAAUACCAAGAAGUGGUCUGCGAAAGAUUUUUACAUAUCUGUAUAGUACUGCUAGAAAUCCAUUGGAUGAGCAUGCCGAUCUUGGAGUUGGCGAUAAUGUGACAAUGGCUGGAUAUGGAUAUGGUCUUCCUAUUAGUCGUCUAUAUGCUCGGUAUUUUGGUGGCGAUCUUCAAAUAAUCUCUAUGGAAAAUUAUGGGACUGAUGCAUAUCUACAUCUGUCUCGUUUGGGAGAUUCACAAGAGCCAUUACCUUGAUUACUUUUCAGUCACACUCAAAAGGCACAGUAUGCAACAUUAAAGAAAGAACGUGGUAGGAAAAUCACAUUAAAAAAAAGGACAUAUGCGUUGGCAUUUUUUUCAUUAAGAAAUUUCUUGUAAAUAAUUCAUACAUAAGGUUGUUUUGCCUUUCAAUAUAGCUUUGGGGAUAUGUCCUUUUGUUAUUGCUUAGAAUUAAUAAGGAAAUUGAUGUCUAUGGAGACCCAUCUCUAUGUGGUCCUGAAAAAAUCCAAUCCAAAUUAACCACUCAUUAUAACUUCUUUUUCAUACUCA
Molecule: messenger RNA, 1710 nt
Organism: Medicago truncatula (barrel medic)
Lineage: Eukaryota; Viridiplantae; Streptophyta; Magnoliopsida; Fabales; Fabaceae
Product: pyruvate dehydrogenase (acetyl-transferring) kinase, mitochondrial
Exons: 6
Coding region: 307-1416 (369 amino acids)
Biological process (GO): regulation of glucose metabolic process; protein phosphorylation
Cellular component (GO): mitochondrion
Molecular function (GO): pyruvate dehydrogenase (acetyl-transferring) kinase activity
Source: RefSeq, a predicted model, not a curated record